AUGGACAUUCACCGUUGCAGAUUCGUUCAAUAUCCGGCCCAAUCCAUCAACGCCCUUGCCUUUUCCCAUACCUCGCGACCGAAGGAAAAGACCCCCUCUGAUGUUCGACUUGCCGUUGGUCGCCAAAAUGGCGACGUCGAGGUUUGGAAUCCGGCGAAGGGCCUGUGGGUGCAAGAAACUAUUCUAAAAGGGAGAGCGGACAGCACAAUUGAGCACUUGGAAUGGACGCGCGACCUAAUAGUGGAAGAGAAUGCUGAUGGCCCAGAAAUUUCACAUGGCCCGCUACGUCUCCUCAGCUCGUCAGGUUCAAAACAGCUGCUUGAAUGGGACAUCUCGUCUGGUUCUCUGAAGCGACAAGUCGAGGGCAAUUCCGGCGACAUAUGGUGCUUUGCCGCCCAACCGCAGCUUGAAAAUCCUAAAGAUAUCAAAGCCUUGGAAAGCGGUAUCUAUUCGCCGCUGGUGGCUGCCGGUUGCGCUAAUGGCACUGUUGUUCUAUUCUCGACAGAAGACGGCGAUCUAAGAUACCUGCGACCACUGCUGGCACCCCCUGCCAAAAAGCCCAAAGUUCUCAGUAUUGCAUGGCGCGAUCGAAACACCAUCAUUGCUGGUUAUGAGGAUAGCACAAUUCGAGUCAUCGAACUCUCGACCAGGAAGAUCCUUCGCAGCAUGAGUCUGGGCAAAGGGCCUGAUGGUAAUGAUCCAGUUGUCUGGGCUGUGAAAUACCUUCCGGAUGGCACGAUAAUCUCCGGCGACUCCUCAGGUCAACUGAAGAUCUGGAACGCGAAGAAUUUUACUUUGCUCCAGACAUUGAAGUCACAUGCAGCAGAUAUCCUCGACAUUGUUGUAAAUGCAAAUGGCGACAAAUUCUUUUCACUCGGCGCCGACAGAAGGACUUUCAGUUACCAACACUCAGGCAGCAAGAAUUUGGGAUGGGUGGAAAUCUCCCACCGAAGAUACCAUCGUCAUGAUGUCAAGUGUGGUGCGGCGUUCGAGAGCAAAGACCUCAGUGUAUUGGUAUCAGGUGGUCUCGAUUGCAAACCCAUCGUUGUUCCCAUCCGAAAGGCACAAGGCGAGCUGCACCGCGCGCUUUCGCAUCUACCUCAACAACCACUGAUCUCUGCUUCACCUUCUUCCAGGCUCUUCAUGUCCUGGUGGGGAAAUCAGAUUGUGAUCUACCAAGUACGCAAGCCGCGAAACCCAGAGGAGCAGAACUUCGACUUCGAUGGUCCCACGCCUUCUUCCUAUGAAACCCUGGCACAGCUAGUCGUCCAGGGCGAUGAACACAUCCAAAAUGCGCAACUGUCCGCAGAUGGUCAGUUCAUCGUUGCCGCCACCAUUAACGGCGUAAAGCUGUUCCAGUUACGAAAAACCCAAGCCGCAGGCCGACCAUGCUUGCGAACGAGGCAGGUCGAGUUGCCCCCCGCUAUCGUUAGACUGGGAGCACGGCAAGCAGGCUUCUCGCCGGACGGAAAAUGGCUGUAUACCAUUCGAAAAGACAACACCAUUGCAUUGAAUAAGCUCGUGUUGGGGAGCGACCCCAAAGACGAGCCCGCAAUACAUGAGAAGACCGUCAAGCUGUACCGUGUAUCUCGAAAGCAACCAAAAUCCUCCCUCGGCACUUACCCCCAAACCAUAACACACGUCGCCUUUUCGAGCGACAGCCGCGUACUCGCUGUGGGCGACGUUUCUGGUGCCAUUGAUACAUGGGUUCUAGAAGGCCACGAAGACGUAGACUACGUCGAAGCUGCGUCAGAUAACUCCGACAAUUCAUCCGAUUCUUCUUCGGAGGACGACGACGAAGAGGAAGACGAAUCACCCGUGAUUCACGCGCAAAAGUGGAUUCGCAACCCUUCUGGAUCCCAACUGCCUCAGCUAGACUCCUCAAUCCUGGCACUCACAUUCCGCCCGUCGGAUCAUCCAUCAAUUUCAAACCCAGUUGACGGGAAUCGCGGCCUACACGCCACGCGCCAUACCGCCCACCCAGUCGCCCAUGAGCUCCCCUCCUCCAACAUCCGCCUCAUCGCCGUCACCGCCACCCACCAGGUCGUCGAAUUUGAUGUACUAUCCUGCAGACUCAGCGAAUGGUCUCGGCGCAACCCCUCAAAAUACCUACCCCACGCAUUCACAAGGCUCAAAGACCGUGUGGUGGGUUGCUUCUGGGACUGCACUGACCCCGAGACUCACGGCGAGCGCCUAUGGCUGUACGGUUCGAACUGGCUCUUCAUGCUCGACGUGUCGCAAGACCUGCAAGAGCAGAAUGCCACACCCGUCUUCACGACCGCGACAUCUGCGAAAGCCAAGGUUGCAUCUCUGGGCGGAUACGACGUGGUCGACCCAGUGGAGUCGAAUCCGCCAGCUGCCACCAACGGUCAUGCCUACAAGAAGCGCAAGCGGAACACAGGUGCAGGGGACGCCAUCCCCGAGCAUCAGCGUCCAAGCGGCGUAGGUUCCACGAUCCGCAAGUUCAAAAACGACCGUGCUGACGUCGACAUGGUUGACAUGGACGGAGACGAAGAUGUGGAGGACCAAGACACGGACAUGGUCGGCGACGAAAACGGAGAUGACAGCCUUGCGCUCAUGAGGCGCCGUGAUGACCAGAUGCAGCAGUCUACGAAGCCUUCAGAUGCAAAUGGCGAUGGACAGCCAGCAAUGCCGCGGCCCACGCACUGGUGCACUUUCGAGUACCGCUCCAUCCUAGGUGUUGGCGUGAUUGGUCCUUCGCCGCCAGAAUCGUCGGAUCUGGAAGGCAAAAAGCGAGGCCCGCUCGAGGUCGUCAUCGUGGAGCGCGAUGUCUAUGACGUUCCGAAGGGCCCUAGACUUGAUGUCGGGCAGGAGUGGGACACGUGA
Molecule: messenger RNA, 2847 nt
Organism: Exophiala viscosa
Lineage: Eukaryota; Fungi; Ascomycota; Eurotiomycetes; Chaetothyriales; Herpotrichiellaceae
Product: quinon protein alcohol dehydrogenase-like superfamily
Exons: 1
Coding region: 1-2847 (948 amino acids)
Biological process (GO): maturation of SSU-rRNA from tricistronic rRNA transcript (SSU-rRNA, 5.8S rRNA, LSU-rRNA)
Cellular component (GO): small-subunit processome; t-UTP complex; 90S preribosome
Molecular function (GO): RNA binding; protein binding
Source: RefSeq, a predicted model, not a curated record